Messenger RNA from Venturia canescens, 3677 nucleotides. RefSeq names its product probable ATP-dependent RNA helicase DHX34. Lineage: Eukaryota; Metazoa; Arthropoda; Insecta; Hymenoptera; Ichneumonidae. The coding region runs from base 63 to 3608 and encodes 1181 amino acids. The record is from RefSeq and is a predicted model, not a curated record. Gene Ontology annotation, cellular component: intracellular anatomical structure. The transcript is spliced from 15 exons. Gene Ontology annotation, molecular function: helicase activity; ATP binding; RNA binding. Gene Ontology annotation, biological process: nuclear-transcribed mRNA catabolic process, nonsense-mediated decay.
GAGUGUCACCCCCCUGGCUUGAACUAAAUCGCUUAACCUCGAAGCAUUCUUGUGACGGAAUAAUGAAUCGCAGACACAAAUUCCAGAAAAAACACUGUGACAAUCAAUACGACAGUAAUUCUCGUUCUUUGUCGAAAAGGAUUAAAUAUUGCGACCAAGAAUCAAAGCGAAGUUACAAAAGCUCUAAGAUUCUUCUUGGGUAUGAUGUUGAGCAAAGAAACAGGUGCAGAGAAAAGGAAGAUGAGGCUGUUAGUUGUCAUAACGAAAACAUGGAAAAGGAUUAUUCAAUAACCAAAAAUGACUAUGAGUUCAAUAAAAUGUUUCAUGCAAACCCUAAUCUUGUGCAAGACACCCAAGACUUUUGGCAAUUUGUACGAAAGUAUGAAAGCAUACAAAAAAAAUCGAAACAAAUGACACAGUGUUCAGCAAAUAAACAGUCAAACUCAUCUGAAAUAUCCAACAUCUAUGACAAAUCUAAAAGUAUUAAUAUUAAUCUGAGUUCCAGUUUCGAUGAAACAAUUGCUUGGGUACUCAAAAUUGUAGAACUCGGCAACAUAAAACUAAAUAAGUUCAAAGAUGCCAUUCUUCUUUAUCUUGAUUUCAAGCAAAAAGAAAAGUUCAAUAGAUUGAAAAAAUUACGAGCGGAUCAAGCCAAUUUACCAGUUGCUCAAUACAAAAAUGAAAUAAUCCAAGCAGUUAAAGAAAAAAGUGUCAUCAUCAUCGCUGGAGAUACCGGCUGUGGAAAAUCUACUCAAGUACCACAGUAUUUGUAUUCAUCUGGGUUUGGAAGAAUCGGCUGUACUCAACCAAGACGGUUAGCCUGCCUUUCCCUAGCCAAGAGAGUGGCUUUUGAAACAUUAACUGAAAAUUGUAACGAAGUUGGAUAUCGGAUACGUUUUGAAAAACAGACAACUCAAUACACCCAGAUCACCUUUAUUACAGAGGGAUUACUUUUACGACAAGUUUCAGGGGAUGCAGAUUUGGCGCAAUACAACGUUAUAGUAUUGGAUGAAAUACACGAGCGUCAUUUGUACGGAGACUUUUUAUUGGGCGUCAUGAAGUGCAUAAUUCAUCAACGCCCAGAUCUCAAAUUGAUCCUCAUGUCUGCUACCAUUAAUUUACAAUUGUUUAGUAAUUACUUCGUGAGUGAAGAUGUUCGGGUGAUCCAAGUUCCUGGACGAUUGUAUCCCAUCGAGCUGAUUUAUAAACCCAUUGCUAUUGUCGAUGCUGGCAUCAAGUCUAGUCGUUUUAAUCCCGGUCCGUAUGUCGGAAUAAUGCAAGUUAUCGAUCACAAAUAUACAGCUGAUGACAAAGGUGACUUGCUUAUCUUUCUGAGUGGUAUGAACGAAAUAACGGCGGUCGCAAAUGCUGCUAAAGAUUACGCACAGAAGAAAAAUAAUUGGAUUGUUCUGCCAUUGCAUAGUACAUUACCCAUAGCAGAACAAGACGAAGUUUUUGACUAUCCCCCAGAUGGCGUAAGGAAAUGUAUAAUUUCAACAAAUAUAGCAGAAACUUCGAUAACUAUUGAUGGAAUUAGAUUCGUAGCUGACAGUGGUAAAGUUAAAGAAAUGAGCUACGAUUCAACUUGCAAAAUGCAAAGGCUCAAAGAAUUCUGGAUAAGCAAAGCCAGUGCCGAGCAGAGAAAAGGCCGAGCUGGCAGAACAGGACCCGGAGUGUGUUACAGAAUCUACUCAAAAGAAGAAUAUUCACAACUAGAAAACUAUUCAGCUCCCGAAAUACAACGAAUUCCACUCGAUUCUCUGCUUUUACAAAUGAUGGCGAUGGGUCUUCCGGACGCUCGUAAAUUUCCUUUCAUAGAAGCACCACCUUCCGAAAGUUUGGAAAUUUCAAUAUCGUCAUUGAAAGAACACGGUGCUUUGACCGAGGAUGAAAAGUUAACAUGCAUAGGAAAAACACUUUCGAGGCUACCAGUUGAUAUUAGUAUAGGCAAAAUGUUAAUAAUGGGUUCGAUAUUCCAUCAAGUCGAACCAGUACUUUCAGUAGCAGCUGCACUUAGUGUUCAAAAUCCAUUUGUGAGCAACGCUUUCAAGGAUAAAGAAUCUGAGACUUUAAGAAAAAAAUUAGAGUCCGAUCAUGGGGAUCCUAUAACUUUAUUGAACGCAUACAAGGAGUGGCUGAAAAUCAAGCAAGAAAAUAGUGAUGAAUCCAGAUCUGGUUGGAGCUCCAGUCGAAAAUGGUGUAAACGACGAGGCAUAGAAGAGCAAAGAUUCUAUGAAAUGACAAAGCUGCGAGCCCAAUUCAAAGAAUUACUCCACGACUGUAAUUUACUGAAAAACUUAUCAGAAUCGAAAGUUGCGGUAUCGAGUGCAGAACGUUCGAUGAGGCACGGAGAAUUGAAAUUGUUAAAGUCUCUCAAAAGGAAUUAUAGCCAAUCGGCUGAACGAAAACGAAAACAAUUGAAACUCGAGAUACAUGACAUUGAAAUCGAGGAUGACGAGAAAAACGACAAUGAAAUUGAUAUUAAAGAUGUUGAAUUUCGUAUGAAAAACGAUUCGUCACAAGUUCAACAGUUAUUAGCCGCAGCAACUGCCUGUUCAUAUAAGGAUUUAACGAUACUCAAAUUGAUUUUGUGCAGCGGAUUAUAUCCACAAUUUGCAGUGGCGGACGAAUUCAAUUACUGCAAGUCGAUGAACGAACAAUUAUAUCACACAAAAGGCAAGCCUUACGUCUCUCUACAUCCGAUGGGCAUUUUCGGCAAUGAUUCUCAAGUUUUACAAUUGGAGGAACGUGAAAUUGCAAUUAUUCCUGGAUAUAAAUGCAAAACUCCAAUCAGCUCGAAGCAUCAACUACUUGCGUACUUAUCACUCCUCGAGACGACGAAACCGUAUUUAAUGAAUACACUUCGAAUGCCCGCUGCGCAAACACUUCUCUUAUUUGCUCGACAAAUCGACACAAACGCAAUAUUUUCGAUUAUGGUAUGCGAUUCGUGGCUUUCACUGGAAUUUCCGAUACCCGAUACUGGACUAACAUUAUUGAUGGAAGUGACGAAAUUGCGUCAAAAAUGGGAUUUGCUCUUGACGAAACAGCUUCAAGACGUUACACCCACGGAUGAAGAAGCGGAAAUUGCCAACCAAAUGGAAGAAGAACUCAGUGUAGAUUUGAUUCAAUUUAUGCGUACCACAAUCCCGUACACAGUGAAAAGACUUUUACCAGCAGAUUUAAAGACAAUAUAUGUUGGGAGAGGAGAAAAUGGAAUGGAAAUAAAACCGAAUCCAUUUCAACAUGAUUUUAAGAGUUUUCCUAAUACAACGAAAGGCGGAGUUUGGUUAACACAACAUAUCACAUAUAAUUGCUUGUUCGAAACCGAAUGGAGUGAGAAAUUAUCUCUUGACAUGUUAGAGACGCCUUGGGAAUGUUCGAAAUGUGAGAAAGAAAUGAUUUUGUCGAGCAUCAAACGACUGCAGCACCACUCCGAUUCUUGCACUUCUUCGAACACUGGAAAAUUGAUUAAAAAUGUUGGUUCUGGUGCAGCAAAACCAAAUAGCAAAUCAUACCAGUGCCCCAUCUGUAAGAAAGCUUUGUGCUUGACGCCGAUCGAGAUAUUGAGACACAGGAAGCAGCACGAAGCAACUUCGUCCGCCGUAUAACGUUAAAUUAUCGGAAUAAUGGAAGUUAUUUGUAGCACACUAAAAAAUAAAACGAGGGUACAUUUACAA